Amaranthus tricolor (Joseph's coat) is the source of this 1233-nucleotide messenger RNA. RefSeq lists its product as uncharacterized. Bases 1 to 1233 code for a protein of 410 amino acids. NCBI's taxonomy places the organism in Eukaryota, Viridiplantae, Streptophyta, Magnoliopsida, Caryophyllales, Amaranthaceae. The record is from RefSeq and is a predicted model, not a curated record. The transcript has 5 exons. Gene Ontology annotation, molecular function: zinc ion binding.
AUGAGGACAUUGGCAUUGAAAGAGAUCAACGGAGGAGAUGAUGAGAAUUAUGGCUACUUACCUGGUUAUGCAGAGACGGUAAAGCAAACUAAUCAGAGCUCUGUUGCUAUUUGUGCAUGGGAAGUAGAAGACUCCAUUGAAAGGCCUUUGACAUUCAUUACUAUUGCUCUAGAUGGUAAUAAUCAGCUAUUUCCUAUUGCUUGGGCUAUUGUUUCUGGUGAAGAUCAUAAAACAUGGAAAUUUUUUGUGUGGCACUUGAAGAACAUACUAAAGGACAGUGGUAGAGGUGAUGAUUGGACCAUCAUAUCUGAUAGACAGAAGGGAAUUGAGAUAGCCUUGAAUGAGCUAUGGCCAAUUGCUGGGAGGAGAUAUUGCUGCAAGCAUUUAUCUGCAAACUGGAAGAAAAAAUAUCCAGGGCCGUUGAUGUAUGGACUAGUUUGGAGGGCAGCAAAUGCCACUUCUCUAUUCAAGUUCAAGAAAUCUAUGGAAGCCAUUGACGACGCGAACCCUACGACAUGGAAGUGCCUUGCAGAUAUUGGAGAUCAAUCAAGAUGGGCAAAGUAUGCAUUUGACCCUAAUGUUUGUUGUGACGAGAACAAAACGAACUUUGUUGAGAGCUUCAAUGCAACUCUUGGAGUUGAUAGGUGCAAGCCUGUUUUAACACUACUUGAGGGUAUAAGGAGGGUCACUAUGGUAAGGAUGGCCACAAGAAAGGAGAAGAGUGAAAACUGGAUAGACUCUGAUUUUUGUCCUAACAAAGUGAAGAGAGUGAAGUCCUUGAUUUCAGACUCAAGAACAUGUAAGGCUUUCAAUUUUGGUGAUGGAUUUUAUGAGAUUAAAGAUGGUAAGUCCACCAUAUCUGUGAACUUAAAUGACAGAACAUGCAUAUGCAACGCAUGGCAACUCAUUGGGAUCCCUUGCAAGCAUGCUGUGAGGGCCAUUCUACAUUCAAGCCAAGAUCCCAUAAGAUCUAUUCUAGACCCUGAGAAUUGGUCAGAAAUGCAGUUCCCAGUAAUUAAGCCAUCAGUGAUGAAGAGAGCAAUUGGAAGACCUGCAAAGAAUAGAAAGAGGGAUGCAGAUGAAGAACGAAAGGAGAAAAGGUCUAAGACUGUGAAGUGUAGUAGAUGCAAGGAGUUUGGACACAAUGUGAAGACUUGCAAGGGUGGAUUGGCUGCUAAGCAAAAGAAGGGUAAAAGGACGAUUUCUACGCCGUCAUCUUCAAAAGCAUCCUAA